UCUAGUUGCUUUCAUAGGGAAUUCCUUGACGUUACUGAGGCCAAAACCCAAAACCAACCGACCAUCCAGUUCCAAGCACAAGCAAUCUGUCAAGUGUAACUUUCACAUCAGACUGAAGGAUUAUCUUUUAUAAAAAUUAUUUGGAAAUCAAGUAAUUUGCUAUAUUACCGUUUCGCGAGACGAACAGGGAGAAAAGGAAUCGUUUCAUUUGGUGGAUGUUGUGUGCCGCGAUGCUAGCCAUUUUCGUGAACCAUCGUAACGAAAAGUAAUCGUGUUUGAAUUGGACUCGCGUGAGAUUAGUUAUGGAGUCAUUCAUCCAGUAAGCUAUCUGCGUACGUGCUGAAGAAUCUAAAACAUCUACAUAACUCGACAAAAUCGAAAUCAACGGCAUCGCUUUGUUUUCUUUACGGGGGGUAAUGGAUGGCCUCUUUGUCGAGUAAUGUCCUUAUACCGUUUCUUGUGUAAACGACUGUCUAUGGAUUUUGUAUGAGGUAUCAGAACGGUCAUCGGAUAUCGCCCAUCGAGGAGAAAUUUUGCAGUCCAAGAGCAGAGAUGGAGAGUUCCGAAGAGCCAACAAGUUUGCAAUCUAUGUGUCAUUUACAUGUUUCGGAAUUGUUUCCAAAGCAUACACAUCUUGAAUGUGAAGAUGAAACACUUACAAUACCAUUUACGCCUUUGAGUGGAGAAUCCAUUGUAGCACUUGGACGUACAUCAGAUGGGGUGUUGGCUCUUUCUAAUUACAGACUUUACUUACAAUUGAGUCAAACAUGCUACAAUAUUCCACUGGGUUUAAUAGAACAGCUGGAGGUUAAAGAGAUCUUCUUCUUACAUAUUGGUUGUAAGGAUGCACGUUCCCUAAGCUGUGCCUUUUCCACGAAUGAACACUGUUUAGAGUGGUAUAAGCGACUACAUAAAGUGACUUAUCCACCUAAGAGCAUAGAAGAUAUAUUUGCUUUUGCAUACUAUGCUUGGUCCAUUGAGGAGGGCAAAGAUUUUUCUAAACUUGGAAAGGAUACUACUUCCUAUACCGCUACUUUUAACUCAGAGGUGGAACGACUGAAAUUUAAUUUGCAUGGUACAUGGCGUAUUAGUCAAAUUAAUAAAGAUUAUCGAAUGUGUCCAUCAUAUCCACCACUGCUUCUGGUUCCUGCUUGCAUUUCCGAUGUUAUUCUGGACAAGGCGGCCAAGUUUCGUAGUUCUCGUCGAAUUCCUGCUGUUGUUUGGAGACAUGUGAAUAAUGGUGCAGUUUUAGCUCGAAGUAGUCAACCAGAAGUUGGUUGGCUUGGCUGGCGAAGUCCAGAAGAUGAGGCCCUCUUGAAGGCCCUUUCACAUUCAUGUUCCUAUGACAAAGGUGAAUUGACGAUGGUGGAUUCUCCCAGUAUUUAUCCCAAUGCUGGUGUCGAUGGUACCACAACAAAUAAUACCAAAAAAGUCUUGAUCGUGGACGCCAGGUCGUACACAACCGCUGUGGCGAAUAGAGCGCGCGGUGGUGGUUGCGAAUGUCCUGAAUAUUAUCCCAGUUGCGAUAUACAAUUCAUGAAUUUACCAAACAUUCAUUCUAUACGGAAGAGCUUUCACGCGUUGAGGCAGCUUUGCGCGUCGGACAUGGAUCAACCCAACUGGCUCAGUCUUUUAGAAGGAACGCGGUGGUUACAACACAUGUCUGGAUUAUUACGUGCAGCGGUGACUGUAGCAUCCGCGAUAGAAAGGGAUGGUCGACCGGUUUUGGUACAUUGUAGCGAUGGCUGGGAUAGAACGCCUCAGAUAGUCACUUUAGCGCAGAUCCUCCUUGAUCCGUAUUACCGAACUAUGGAGGGUUUCCAAAUCUUAUGCGAGAGAGAAUGGUUAGACUUUGGACAUAAAUUCGCGGAUCGUUGCGGACAAACAGUUGGCUGUGAAGAUCCGAAUGAACGAUGUCCGGUAUUUUUGCAGUGGCUCGACUGUGUACACCAGUUAAUCCUAAAAUUUAAGUGUAGUUUUCAGAUGUCUCCGGCGUAUCUCGUAAAAUUAGCACAGCAUACGUAUUCGCAGCUUUUCGGCACGUUCCUUUGCAACAGAAGGCAAGAAAGGUUACAAUUGCGAAUACGGGAGCGUACAUUUUCAGUUUGGCGAUUCCUGAAUUCCAGUUCAUUCGUAAAUCAUUUGUAUUCACCUUUAAAGAAUCAAGUAUUAUGGCCAAGUUGCAAUGUUCGAGAUCUUGUCUUGUGGUCUGAGGUGUAUUUAGGAUCUACCGAAUCUUCUCUUGAUAUCAGGGAUGAUAAACAGAGAGUGACGAUGAUAGACAUCGAGGGUGGUGAGAGCGACGAACCACAGAGGCAAAUGACUAAAACUCGAUCAUACGGGGAUCUUAUGCAUACUUCCAAUCACUCGGCCUAUCUUCACCGUAGACUUAGCGAUCCAACUAUUACGGUGGAAACGAAGUUCGAUUCCCUAACGCUCGAUGCGGAGACGGUGGAAAAUGUUGCAAACGACGACACAGAAUGUAAGACUGAAAACGAGGAAAAGAACAUGCCAGAGAACGAGGACGUAUCGAAACAAUGUAACACGACGAGUAAAUUCUCGAAUGACUCGCCAGCGAAUCCCUCGGUAGACAGUUCGACAGACACACUAAUACCCAGCAAUGAUUCCUUACUUGGUACAACAAGCAUCAAUAACGAAACGUCGCAGAAAAACUCGCCGCAGGACAUCGUUUCGCCGUGGAUCGAGACUAACGCGAACGGCCGAGCCGUCUGCUCUUGUAAUCGAAACUACAAUCACAACCUCAACGAUGGCAGCGACGUUAGCGAUACCAACGCGCCGUUGAUAUCGAGAACACCCAGUAGCGUUUGUCCGGCGUCUCCCACCCGUCAAGACACGCUGCCAGAGAAUCUUGACAGACUGGACGACGUCGAUGGUCUUCCCGUUGUACAUUGCGAUGUUCAGAUGCGCGUUCAACAGAUAAUCGUGGAGCAUAAGCUAAAAGAAGAAGCGUUAAGGAAGGAGUUACAUACGACGAGGCUGGCUCUAAUCAAGCAAGUUUGCAAUCAUAACGCGGAUACCGAUCGCAUCGACGAUAUUGGAUCGUUACCCGAUUCGGUGGGAAGCGCCGGCGAUCACGGAGAGUCGUUACCAUCGGACAUGUCUUGGGAAGCCGUCGAAGAAUUAGGUCCUGCUCCUACUCUUUGGGUACCUGACCACGCGGUGAAUCGAUGCAUGGGCUGCGACACGGAGUUCUGGCUCGGAAGACGCAAACAUCAUUGCAGAUGCUGUGGUAAGAUUUUCUGUGCUGAUUGUUCGGAAAAUUCGACACCGUUACCCAGCGAGCAACUGUACAAUCCCGUCAGAGUUUGCAGCGACUGUUUCUCACGGAUUCAUCGACACACGAGUCCCUGUCAGUGCAACGCUCGUCAUCAAAACAAAGGGGAGAACGACUCUGAAAUAACGUCGAAUUCUGAAAACCUGAUGACUUGUCAAAGACCGAAACGUUUAAACGUGACGAAGGACAGCUGUUGCGACAAUUUGAUGCAGAUCGCGCAUCAGAAAUCACAACCGCCGGUCACAGCAGCCACGGCGAAUUGAAACCACGUGAAAAAUCACGAUAUGGAACAACCAACAACGCAGCAUUUGGGUUUCGAUUUGGCUUUUGCCGGGACGAUGCGCGAGUUUGAAGAGUAUUCUUGUCACGUGUGGUUUCAAAGCGCGCGAGUAACCGGGUGUUGAAUUCACACGCGUGAAUUUAUGUCGUAAAUUGAUAUGGUACAAGUGUUGGUACAAGAUCUUCGAGCGAUUUAAUAUUUAUUGCUAGUGUAAUAAUUUGUACGAAGAAGUGUAUAGCGUCAGAGAGAAAACGAGUCAGUAUACGAGGUGUUGUAUAUACGUUAGGAGUAAUUUGAUCCAACGAGACACCUGGCUUCUUCGAACGAGACUACUCAAGUUUCCCCGUUUUUAGGAAAUCUUCUUAUCCUCGUGAGAUACAGCGAGAUCGAGGCCGAGGAACGUUUUGGAUAGGCUGUGACUGACGUCUAGUUUUUAGACACCGUACGAGGUGCGAUCUUAAUUAAUUAUCGAUCGAACGAUGGGAUGACUCGUUAAUUAGUAGUUGGAAUACGAUACGAGUAACCUGUAUUUGUAUAUUGCCGCUGUUUACGAGAAUUGGAAUAUUAAAUGUCAUUAUCGUA
Messenger RNA from Hylaeus anthracinus, 4157 nucleotides. Its product is annotated as myotubularin-related protein 3. Gene Ontology annotation, molecular function: protein phosphatase binding; metal ion binding; phosphatidylinositol-3,5-bisphosphate 3-phosphatase activity. Lineage: Eukaryota; Metazoa; Arthropoda; Insecta; Hymenoptera; Colletidae. The transcript has 15 exons. Gene Ontology annotation, biological process: dephosphorylation; regulation of autophagy. The record is from RefSeq and is a predicted model, not a curated record. Bases 487 to 3558 code for a protein of 1023 amino acids.